UACCCCCACAAUCUAGUUAUCCCACAAUUUCUACGGAAUAUAAUUGUAAUAUCUUGUCGAGAAAUAUUAAAAGGAUGGUCCAGAUUAAGUAUGAAUUAUUUGAGAGAAUUAAGGUAGUUUAUCUUGUUUCUUGAGAUUGAUCAAAUUACCAGAGAAGAAGAGAAGAAACAACAAUGGCAUCCCCACCAUUCUUGCAUUUGCUUCUCAUCUUCCUUCUCUCUGGCUUUGCCUCGUCAACCACCCUAUCAAAUAAUAUAUUUGAAUCUCAGGUGCUGCCAGGACGUUCCCUCCUUCAGCAAAAAGCAGCUUGUGACAUAGACUUUGAAAAUCAGAACUAUACAAUCAUUACAAGCCAAUGUAAAGGUCCUAACUACCAAGCUAAACCGUGUUGCGGUGCUUUUAAGGAAUUAGCCUGCCCUUUCAGUGACAAGUUGAAUGACAUGAAAAAUGACUGUGCCACAACCUUGUUUAGUUACAUUAAUCUCUACGGCAAAUAUCCACCGGGACUUUUUGCCAAUUUGUGUCACGAUGACAAGGAAGGGCUUGACUGCAACGAAGUGAUGGAAGCUAAACAGAAGCAGCAGAAAGCUUCGAGUGCUUCUGCAGCAGAGAAAUCAACUGUGCUGAUGAUUUCCGCAGCUUCCUUUCUCGUCUUACUGUUCAAUUUGUUCUAAAGAAAUGACUACAUGCGACUACAUCAAAAUUAGACCCUUCAUGUACUUUCCUAUUUAUUUGGGUCGGUUUUGCAUAUAUGUAUCUAAUGUGAAUGUUCUUGAUGUUAAAAUUGGUCACAACAUGUUUUCAUUACCAGAGAUUUCUAGCUCUACUGAAACAUCCUGACCCUUUUUACAUAAGCUGAUCAAAUAUCUCCAGUGUUCAGGCUCGUUGUAUCUCACUUCCCUGUAAUGAGAUUCACACACACAUACACAAACACACUACAAAAACUGGGAAAUUAGACAAACCUAUUGGUGAAAA
This is a messenger RNA of Daucus carota subsp. sativus, 975 nucleotides long. RefSeq names its product GPI-anchored protein LLG3. The record is from RefSeq and is a predicted model, not a curated record. Bases 174 to 674 code for a protein of 166 amino acids. The transcript is spliced from 3 exons. Lineage: Eukaryota; Viridiplantae; Streptophyta; Magnoliopsida; Apiales; Apiaceae.